Molecule: messenger RNA, 2168 nt
Organism: Hypoxylon trugodes
Lineage: Eukaryota; Fungi; Ascomycota; Sordariomycetes; Xylariales; Hypoxylaceae
Exons: 3
Coding region: 477-1586 (369 amino acids)
Source: RefSeq, a predicted model, not a curated record
UGCGUGUCUCUUGACCCCCCCGCAUUAUUUGAUACCAUGGAGCUGAAGCCGGCCUCUCCUGAAAUCCAUUUAGUAUUUGCCAAGUUCUACUGGAUGGUAUUCGAUCUUGACAUACCUACGUGAGUACCCAAGUGAAAUGAAGUAUCGGUUACACGAAUCGAUCGUUUCCAUCGUGAUUUCAUGACUGCGGGGUUACUUUACUCUCUAUAGAUCGGUUGCCGAUUCCGGCUCGCGCUGGAAAUGGCGCGACCCGUGCUUUGUGGUGAAAAUGCAGCGCUUGGAAUAACCUUCUUCGGUUGGGGCGAUAAACGAUAUAUGUUUCUGUAUCUACCUAGGUAGGUAUAUAUAUCGAAGCGCAUCAUGAACUUACGAAGCAUCAGAACCGACUUUUAUGAAAUAAGGACCGCUUCAUAACCUCGAUUGACGUAUUCAUACCAUCUUUUUUUUCUUUGCGCUCAAGCAUCACAAAUAUCAGCAUGGCGCCCUCAGCUCUAGUCGAAACAGCUCCUGUCGUCGACCCCUUUAAGGUCCGACAGAAUUUCCCUUCUUCGCAAAGCGCUGAUGUUCAAUUCAAUCCCGCGAAGCAUCUGGCAUAUUCUCCUCCAUCUAAGAUCCUAGCCAUGAAGGAUCUUGCCCUAGAGCCGACUGCAUUAUCGCCCAUCGCCACCACGGAGCCAUUUCCUCUCCUCUCUCAUGAAGCUGUCCUCCAGCAUCGUCGAGACCUUUUUAGCAAAGAUGUCCUUGAUAAUUGCCUCCACCACACUCGCCCUGGCUCUGUUCAGCUUCGCGGUAUGGCUCCGCGCUAUUCCCCCUUCAUUCACCAAUUUUGGCACUCCCCUGAGGUUCUCAAGAUUGUUAGCGAUGUCGCUGGUGUCGAGCUUGUUCCGGCCAUGGACUACGAGAUUAGCCAUGUCAAUGUCCAGCUCGGAUCAGGAGGCCUCGACGCUGUCCGCAACACUCCUGUGGAACCUCCCGAGGCUACCGAGGAGGCGAUCAAAAGAUUUGAGGCUGAGAAGCCUAAGCAGCAGGCCGUUACUGAUCAGUCAAAACCCAUCAUCGAAUGGCACGUCGACUCUCACCCUUGGGUCUGCGUCGUCAUGUUAUCAGAUGCGCGACACAUGACUGGUGGAGAGACCGAGCUUAUGAAGGGCGACGGAACAACCCUAAAAGUGAAAGCACCACAGAUGGGUUGUGCUGUCCUCCUUCAAGGGCGAUACAUCACCCACACAGCUGCCCCAGUCACUAACAUGCCCGAGCGUGUUACUAUUGUCACCUCUUUCCGACCCAAGAACCCCCUUCUCGUCGAUGACACCACGAAUGCGAACGUCCGCAAUAAAUCUCAUCUUACUGAGUUGUAUUACCAGUGGACCACCUACCGCUUGGAGGUUAUCGCUCAACGUGCUCGUAGCGCUUUGGAAACACUGCAGGAGAGAUACGCUAAAAAUGUGGCUGAGUCGGAUCCCGAAGGGAGGCCCGGCCUUUGCAAGGUUGAGACUGUUAGCCAAGAGGAGAUACAGAAGUGGUGCGCCGACAUGAUUAGAUAUCUUCAGGAUACGACUCAUGAGAUGAGGCUGAUUGGAAAAUAGGCACUCAAUAUUAGAGCCUUGAAACUUUGUAUUAUUUAUACCUGAUCCAAUUUCUACUCUUCCUCGGUCAGGCUUGUGCGUAAUAGCUAAGAUGACCAUAACUCAUAAAGAGGGCCCAUGCGACCCCUAACGGGGUCCCAAUCAGGUAUUUCUACAUGCUCAGCUUCUUCUCGGAGCUCUUGACAUCGUGAUCCAUCUCUGCAAUACUCGCUUUUCCAUUUAGGUGCACCCUAUAUGUAGUAAAUACUUAAGAUAUCCGCCCGCGCGAGUUCUUGACUUACUUUAGGAUAUACUCCGACGUAUCUAUACCCGUCCUGAAAGUCUUUGGAGCAGUGAGAGACGCCAGCAGGUAAAAUAAUGACGUCGCCUGCCUUUACAAACACCUCCCCGCCGUUACCCGCAUCUUCGUUUGGUCCCACACCUAGUAAAAGUGUAGAUGAUCCCUGGAAGACAGCUUCUCUCAUUAGAUUCGUGUCCUAGAUGAUGACAGUAUCAAGCAUACCAUAACAUUCAUGUGUGUUGGGAUGGAAGUGGUGCCUUGGAACGGCGCCCCAAGUCCCUCCCUUUAGCCAUUGGUUCUUC